AUGGCUUCAUCAAGAUUCCUUCUUCCAGUGACUAUUUCCACCGUUUCGUUAGGAAUUGGUAGCUGGCUGGGGAUUCAUUAUGAAAAGAAGAACAAAUGCGUAGCCACUUGUGAUAAAGUUUGGAAUUUGCCAACAGCAAAUUGUGCUGUAUCAACGACAACAAAAUCACCUGUUGCUAUUGGCAACGUGGGAGAAAUAAUGAAAUACGGAUACCCAAGCCUAACAAAUCUAAAAAAACAUGGCGACUUUGUCUUAUCAUAUGAUCGAAGAAAUCGUAUCCCAAACUGGGUGUUUGAGCACCUUACGGCACAAAAAGUGGCAUACAAUGACGUCAUUGACCGAGAGAAUUGUCAGUUUUUUGAAGACAAUGAUGUCCAUGUUUACUUUCGCUCAACUAAUGCAGAUUAUUACAAAAGUGGAUAUGACAGAGGUCACAUGGCUGCAGCAGCCAAUCACAGAACAUCAAUUGAAACUAUGCAACAAACUUUCUUUCUGAGCAAUGUUGCACCACAGGUUGGUGCUGGUUUUAAUAGAGAUAUCUGGUGUGAUUUGGAAAAAUAUGUCAGGAAGUUGACAAAGAAAUACAAAAAUCUUUAUGUGUGUACUGGACCACUAUACUUACCAAGGCAAGAGCGAGAUGGGAAACAGUAUGUAAAAUAUGAAGUAAUUGGGAGAAACCAUGUUGCUGUUCCAACUCAUUUCUUCAAAGUCAUUCUGUGCGAGACCGACAAGGGAGAGUUUGAUGUUGAAUCUUUUGUCAUACCAAAUGCAGCACAACCAGAAAAAGCAAAAUUGAAUUUAUAUCGUUUUUCCAUAGAAUCCAUAGAGAGAGCAUCUGGGUUGCUUCUGUUUGAUAAGAUACCCAGAGAAUUUUUCCGCAAUAUUAACAGAAUUAAGUGA
Messenger RNA from Saccoglossus kowalevskii, 900 nucleotides. Its product is annotated as endonuclease G, mitochondrial-like. The record is from RefSeq and is a predicted model, not a curated record. Gene Ontology annotation, biological process: apoptotic DNA fragmentation. Gene Ontology annotation, cellular component: nucleus; mitochondrial inner membrane. Gene Ontology annotation, molecular function: metal ion binding; single-stranded DNA endonuclease activity; nucleic acid binding. NCBI's taxonomy places the organism in Eukaryota, Metazoa, Hemichordata, Enteropneusta, Harrimaniidae.